AUGGCUGCCACUCGCUGAGCUGUCAAGCUCUCCACAAAAGAAAAAGAAACCUGACAGAGUCAUGGAUUCGGUGGAUAUUGGCGGCGCCGCUACCUCCAGAGGAAGAAACAAUAAUAAUAAUAAUAAUAAUAAGCUGCGUGUCAACAAGAAGAGCAGAGUGUGGCACAAACGGCUCCACCUCAGGAAGACCGCCGUUCAGCCUCUAACUAUGCAAAGUGAAGAUAAGCGAGGACCAAAGAAGAUAGCAGGCGCCUGGGAGCAGAGCUCAGUGUGGCCUUCAUCACAGAAGGAAGCUCCGCAGGCUGGAAACUCUCUCAGGUUCUCAUGCUCUCAAUGCCGGGACGACGUGGAAUACGUUCCCAAAGACUUGGUGAAACACUUUGAGGAGAAGCACCGAGGAAGCCCGCCACUGUUUACCUGUCAUACGUGUUCCUUCAGUGCACACGAGUUCUCCUCCCUGCAGGUUCAUCUAUUAAGCCACAAGGACACUUUUUCUAGCUGCAGCAUCUGUGAUGACGGCGUUCAGCGCACGUGGCCUGAAUUCAGCGCACACCUGACUAUGCACCACCGCAAAAACGACAAAUAUUCAUGUGAAACGUGUCAGAAGUUCUCCACAGGUGACGUUGGAGUGUUUUUGGAGCAUGUUUAUGCUCAUAACUUGGGCCUGGAGGAGGAUAAAGGGCUCUCGCUGCACACAAAGGGCAAGAAUAAGUUCGGCAACCAAGCAAAAGCAACCAAUCAGAAUCUCCGUUGUCAGCACUGUGGCUUUGAGGCGUCUCAGAAAUGGUUGAUUACUAAGCACAUUAAAGAGGCCCAUGUUUGCCAGAAUGGUAAUCAGAGGAAGAGGAAGAAUAAUAGAGAGGAAGUUUGUUCUUUAGCAAUGAAACCAAAUGACCCGAUCCCAAAAAUGAAGCCUCGACUAACAAGGAGUGCAGUGAGGGAAAUGUGCUGGCUGACCCAGGACUGCCUGUCUCUGCCGGGGAGGGAGUUCCUGGAUAAAUACUGCCAUCUGUCCGAUCCACAGACAACACUAGAGGAGACUCAGCAGUUUUUGAUGAAAUCUGUUGCCGGGGAAACCGGCGACCAGAAAUGGACCAAGGCUCUUAAAACCGUUUUGUCGAACGUCCCUCAAGACAUGAAUCUUCACCCGAAGUCUGAGAACGGCCUCGUGUCCAACUCGUCCGAUCUCACGGUCCUGACCGUCAAAAACAAGAUCACUGUAGCUCAGAACGGCGCUUCGUACGGCAAGAGGUUGAAAAUGAUGACAGAUAAAGACGCCGUUUCCCCUGAAGGUCCCGAUGAUGCUCGUCAUGCAGUCGACCGGAACGGCCAAUCGAAUUCGAGCGAUCACGCCUCUUGUCCGCCGACUGGAACCAAACUAAACAGUGACGUCUCAACGCCGGCCCAGAGCGAGCCGUCCCAGGGCGCUCGCAUGCAGGAAAACCGGGAGAAUCGGGAGUUAAAGAGCGAUCAGGAGAUGGAGGAACACGGUAAGAAACCUGAGGAGCCGAAGCAUGAAGAUGGGAUUAACACAACCAGUGAGCUGAAGCUGACCAAUGAGAGCAAAGAGCAGACAUCCACUCAUAAAGUUGUACCAAAAACUAAAGGAAGGAGACGAAGAAGAAGAAGGGCAAGAUCAAAAAGAGUUAACAAAAGAUCUCCGGGAUCGCCCUUAAAGAUCGUGUUGAAGAAGAAUCCGGUGAAGGAGAAGCAGUGGGUGUCACAAAGCUCUUUGUCUCCGUCGGGAGCCGCUCCGAUGGAAGACGCUCCGAUGGAAGACGCUCCGAUGGAAGACGCUCCGAUGGAAGACUGUCAUGGAGAGCCAAUAUCGGAAAUACCGCCGCAGAUUCUCCAAAACACGCUGCUAGCAGAAGUACCCCAGAAGAAAUGGACCAAAGCUCCAGAGGAAGACAUGGACGAGCCCUCUGAAGCUCCACAAUCAGAGCCAUCAGGGGAGGAACCAGUUCCUAGUGGUGCUGCAGAGCCAACGGAGUCUAAAAACACGGACGGAAACACGCCUCAAGAUUCGCCGUCGACGGAUCUAGAAAUGCAAAACGACGCAGAGAAGUCGGCACUACCCUCGGAGGCAGAAGUCAACGAGAGCGGCUCGGCCUCCAGGACGGAGCGGCCAUGUUGGAUCUCUGCAGCUGAUGCAGAGAUGGUUUCCCCCGAGACGCUCCAAACAUCCGCCGGAGGCUCGGACGGCCUGAAGCCGGAGGAAGAGACGAGUUCAGCCGCUGACGGAGAGAAUCCUCAGAGUCACACCAAGUCUGAUCCCCAACAUGUUAUUACAGCUCAGGAUCAGGUGAACUCUGAAGAUCCAAGUCUUCCUCUCAGUGAGCCGAGUGUUGCCUCGUGCCCUGGUCUCCAUAGCAACCCCAACCCGCCCGCGGAGAACGCCAUCCCGCCCCCGAAGAGCGUGGAGAGGACGCUGAAGCUAGUGGCCAUCAGCCCGUCUCAGCUGGUGAAGCGUCCGGCGGGCGACCAGCCCGUGGUGGUGCUGAACCACCCGGACGCCGACGUUCCCGAGGUGGUGAAGAUCAUGGAGGUGAUCAACCGCUACCGGGGCGAGGUGCAGAAGGUCGUGCUGUCCCGGAGGACGCUGAACGCUCUCGCCAUCGCCACGGAGAGCGGCGAGCUGCCGGACACCGCCGACUCCACGGAUCCCGCGCGGCUAAACGCUAAUAAAACCUCCGUGCAGGAGAGGUUCCUCCUCAAGCUGAAGUUUCGCAGGUUGAGCAGGAAGAAGUACGAGGUGGUCGGCGCCGUUUCUCCCAGCAGCCGGGACGCCGCCGCCGCCAAGAAGUUCCGCUGCUGGUUCUGCGGGCGCGUUUUCUCCUGCCGGGAGGCGUGGACGCUCCAUCGGCAGCGACACCUGAUGGAGUGGAAGAGGCCGAACUGUGAAAACUCUUAA
This is a messenger RNA of Centropristis striata (black sea bass), 2914 nucleotides long. RefSeq names its product RE1-silencing transcription factor. The coding region runs from base 62 to 2914 and encodes 950 amino acids. The record is from RefSeq and is a predicted model, not a curated record. Lineage: Eukaryota; Metazoa; Chordata; Actinopteri; Perciformes; Serranidae. The transcript is spliced from 3 exons.